UGCGCCCCCGCGCCGCCCUUCGCCGCCGCGUCCCGCUUCGCGCCCGGCACCAUCUGGUCCUUCUCGCAGGCCCGCCGGCUGGGGCCGGGGCCGGAGACCACCCUGGUGCAGGGCCCGGGCGUCUCCUGGAGCCACCCCGACGGCGUGGGYGUGCAGAUAGACACCAUCACGCCCGAGAUACGGGCGCUCUACAACGUGCUGGCCAAGGUGAAGCGCGAGCGCGACGAGUACAAGCGCAGGUGGGAAGAGGAGUACACGGUGCGCGUGCAGCUCCAGGAGCGCGUGGCCGAGCUGCAGGAGGAGGCCCAGGAGGCUGAAGCCUGCCAGGAGGAGCUCGCGAUGAAGGUGGAGCAGCUCAAGGCAGAGCUUGUAGUCUUCAAGGGACUGAUGAGCAAUAACAUCACCGAGCUGGACACCAAGAUUCAGGAGAAGGCCAUGAAGGUGGACAUGGACAUCUGCCGGCGCAUCGACAUCACUGCCAAGCUGUGCGACGUGGCGCAGCAGCGCAACUGCGAGGACAUGAUCAAGAUGUUCCAGGUCCCAGCCUCGAUGGGGCGGAAGCGGGAACGGAAGCAGGUCAGCGACGAGGACACUUCGCUCUCUGAGAGUGAUGCCUCCCGAAAGCCUGAAGAGGAGGAGGAGGACGAGACCACAGCCAUGAGUAUCAAUGAGGAAAUGCAGAGGAUGCUGAACCAGCUGAGGGAAUAUGACUUUGAAGAUGACUGUGACAGCCUCACGUGGGAGGAGACGGAAGAAACGCUGCUGCUCUGGGAGGAUUUCUCGGGAUAUGCCAUUGCAGCUGCAGAGGUGCAGGGGGAGCAGCAGGAUGACAGCCUGGAGAAGGUGAUCAAGGACACAGAGUCAUUGUUCAAGAGCCGUGAGAAGGAGUAUCAGGAAACCAUCGACCAAAUAGAGCUGGAGCUGGCCACGGCCAAGAACGACAUGAACCGGCACCUGCACGAGUACAUGGAGAUGUGCAGCAUGAAGCGGGGCUUGGACGUUCAGAUGGAGACCUGCCGGCGGCUCAUCACUCAGUCUGGGGACAGGAAGUCUCCUGCCUUCACCCCAGCCUCAAACAGUGAAUCGGCCCCAAAUGAGGAAAGUGAAGAGUCUGAUCGUGAUCCCCCAAGCGAUGCCUCCAUCAGAUAAUUAGGGGAGGCCCUGUUCCUUCAGCACCUCUUCCUGGCUAAGGGGUGUCUGAGCUGUGCCUAGGAGAGACUAAGAGGGACAUGGAGCCUCUGGUGAACUUCUGUCACCCGGGCCAGCCCCAGUUGGGGGUGGCUGGCAGAUCCCCUCACAUGGGAUGCCCUGUAAAUGGGAAUAGCUAGAUAGAUCUGAGGGCCCUUAUCUGGUCUCCUCAUCCUCCACCCCCUCUCUAUUCCCUUUCCCUGCUUCGGUUCAGUUGCGGUUCAGACAGGGAGGCUCCACGUUUACCACGGCACUGUUCUUCAGGUAGUGUCCCCAGGUCCUCCCAAGCACACCUGCUCCAGCCCGUGUCCUGGUGUACUUGAGCUGCCCCUCUCCUCCUGCCCACCUUGUGCUGCACAGAAGCAGAACCAGAGCUGUACCUCUCUGCAAACUGGACCUCAUACUGGUGCCAACUGGACCGAGCCCUGGACUCCCUCUAUCCCUGCUGCUCCCUGAGCACGUGUGGUCCCAGCACCACACCAGGUACCAGGAGCACCUCCUCCUCCAGCGUACGGACCGAGUCCUGCUCGCCAUGCACUUUGCUUUGCUGCGCGCUCGUGGUGCGUGCGUCACGCACGUGUACGUGUUAGUUUGGGAAAUGAGGGAUCAUUAAAUGGGACAGUUACCUUUUUCUACAGCUUCUCUGAGUGUGGCUUCUCACUGUGCUGCAGCAGGAGCUGGAGUGUGCU
Messenger RNA from Nothoprocta perdicaria, 1877 nucleotides. It is a transcript of the gene IFFO1, whose product is annotated as intermediate filament family orphan 1. The transcript is spliced from 9 exons. The annotation marks the transcript as partial. The record is from RefSeq and is a predicted model, not a curated record. NCBI's taxonomy places the organism in Eukaryota, Metazoa, Chordata, Aves, Tinamiformes, Tinamidae.